CACACACACACACACACGCACCUAUAAGUAUCCCGGCAGCCGCCUCUUCCCUCAGACCUUCACAACUCGUCCGUGUUAACCUGUCGAAGCUCCGCUAACCCGGCCUCUGCUGCCUUGCUCCAGCACGUAGUCCACGCUCUUUUGACUUGUUCACCAAGAUCAUGCCUACACUAAAGUUUCUCUUGGUACCGGCGGCCCUCGCCCUGUUCUUUGUAGGAGAGGCUACGGCCGCCUGCAGCGCCUCAACCAUCGAGUGUCGUACUGGUGGUCAGUGUGUGAGCCUCGUGUCUGUGUGUAACUCUGUUCACGAGUGUCCUGAUGGCUCGGACGAGGACUACCAGAUAUGUCAGAUAUGGAAAUCCAACAGAAACAACUGUCCAGCCGGGAACUUCAAGUGCCAAGGAAAUUGUUUCGCUGUUCAAAAUGUCUGCAGCAGUACCAGCAGUUCGUCGAGCACUUGUGCAGGAGUGCUGGACCCCAGGUCGUGUCAGAUGGUAAAAUCCAGGAAACUCUUCAUAGAGCCAGAGGGCAUGAACUUAACGACAGAUAUAGUGGCCAUGUUGUCAAUGGCUGUCAACACGACACUGAGCAAGCAGAAGUCAGAGUGUCCCAUGUUGUACACACGAGUUGGUGACCUUUGUCUCGCCUUCUUCUCCCCCGCUAAGUUGUCAUGGGCGGAGGCGAGACAGUUCUGCCACUCCAUCUACGGGGAGCUGUUCUUCUUCAAUGACUUUGCAACCUUCGGCACUGUGCUCCACUAUAUGAAGCAGUCACUACUGACGUCAGACUACUGGGUUGGUGGACGCUACGACCUGGACACUAACGCCUGGUCCUGGGCGGUUGAUGACGCCCCGAUGCCUCUGGGCUCUCCUUACUGGGCUGAGAGGUACAAUAGCUCGUGCGUGCCCAGGUCACCUGCCCACACUGACCCCUUCAGCGGGCCGGCGGAGGCGCUGCCCGGCGCCCCGUGCUUCCACUACCUCCAGGCGCCCAGACAACGCACUCCGGGAUGGUGCUCGGCUUUAACCAGUGAACACUUCUACUACAUCAGCGACGAGGCUUGUCUAGACACUCGCAGUCCUCUUUGCAUCUACAAUUUCCACGAAAAGAAUGAAAUCUAAUCUUUAUGUUUGAUCUAACUCCCUUUCUGGAUUCACCAACUACACACAAUGCAUGAAUAGCAUCGCCAUGUUUGCCCUAAAUUAAUGAAGAUUGUGUUGUUAAACAAUUGCCAUUCAGCAGUGUAAGAGGUGAACCCUCUCUAUAUAUCACAUUCCGCCUGUGUCCUGCCACUCUAGACACUACAGUAACACAAGACACUCCACAACAACACAUUUGAUCUUAAAGUGCGGACAUUAACCCAAGAAACAUAUAUCACCUUGACACUCACACACUCCAAUAUAAACCUUGAAAUAGCCAUGCUGCCAUACACAGGCCUAACCACAGGACGCACAUUCAAGCACAAAACUUCACCAAAUAUUGUAUUUUUUUCCAAUGUAACUAUACUUAACCCGGUAAAUAAAUUAUUUUAGACUAUGAUUUUAAAUCUUUAUGGUAUUCUUUUUAUGAAUAUGCUUAUUUUUAAAGCUGUGCAGUAUGCUAGUCUUACGUAAGCUGUACAGUUAGUGUUUUUUUUAUAUGAUGAGUAGUAUGCUAGUUUCUUGAGCUGUGAAGCCUAACAUUCUAAUUUCUUAAGCUGUUCGCUAGCUUAUAAAGCGAUAUAAUAUAACAGCACUUUUCAUGUAUAAAAUUACGGUAAAUAUGAAAAAAUUAGUGUACAGUAGAUAUUUUUUCUAUCAAUUUAAACAAAAUUAAAGUUUUGUAUUGAAGUUGCAAACUAUCAUAUUAAUAAAAUUUUUAAAUAUCAA
Molecule: messenger RNA, 1868 nt
Organism: Procambarus clarkii (red swamp crayfish)
Lineage: Eukaryota; Metazoa; Arthropoda; Malacostraca; Decapoda; Cambaridae
Molecular function (GO): protein binding
Source: RefSeq, a predicted model, not a curated record